This is a messenger RNA of Tripterygium wilfordii, 3713 nucleotides long. RefSeq lists its product as uncharacterized. The record is from RefSeq and is a predicted model, not a curated record. Lineage: Eukaryota; Viridiplantae; Streptophyta; Magnoliopsida; Celastrales; Celastraceae. The coding region runs from base 287 to 3517 and encodes 1076 amino acids. The transcript has 13 exons.
UCUCUCUCUCUCUCUCUCUCUCGUACACAUAAGACUGUCAUUCCCGUGCACUAUCCUCAAGCCGUACCUUCAUCAACAACUGAACGUAUCCUACCUCACUCUCUUGCCUACAUUAUUCUCUCUAAUCACUCUCUUUUUCUGCUGCUAUUUUUAGCGCUAUAUGCAGUCUCCGUCUUCUCUCUUUAGUUUACAACUCUUGAAGAAAACCCACUAAUGUCUUUUCCUUGGUUCACUGUAAAAAUAAACUCUUCCCUUAUUUAGGCUUUAGUUUGGGGUUUACUCUGAAAUGGGUUUGCUCGAAGUUCCAUGGGUGGUCUUAUUUUGCUGGGGUUUCUCCCUUUUAUGUAAUAGAGUUCACUGUGAUAAUUCAGUGGUCGCUGUGAAGUUCAUGAAGACUCCACGUGCUUUCUCACAUUUGAACUCAGCCACAUUUGAGUUUCAAGUUCUUUUGGGUGAGAAUAGGAACAGUUGCACAAACUGCAGCCUUUCUUGUAAGCUGGAUUAUGGGAGUGCAUCAGAUUGCGGGGCUAGGAAGAUUUUCUAUACAGGAUUGCAGGAUGGAAAUCAUACAUUUGAGGUCUGCACCAAUGGGUCUCAAGGAGUUGGCUGUGCUAGCUAUAACUGGACUGUUGAUACAAUACCUCCCACAGCUUAUGUAACUGCAUCGGCACCUAUUACAAAUGCUCUUAAUGUUUCGGUAGAUAUUUUGUUCACUGAACCCUGUACUGGCGAUGGAGGUUUCAGAUGCUCGUCUGUAAAUGCCUGUAACCUGCUGGUCUAUGGCGCUGGCCAUGUUAUACCGUCUUCCCUCAUCAUUCUGCAGCCAAACCUUAAGUACUCCCUUCUUGUAGGUUUAUCAUCCACUGUUGUGUAUGGGCGAGUGAUAUUAGUAAUGGACAAAAAUUUUUGUACUGAUGCUGCGGGAAACAGAUUUACAAGGACAAUGAAUUCGAGUUUCUCUGUGCAUUUUGAUAGAAGAAAUGUGUAUGUUAACUUGAGGACGCACAUUCCUGAAAAGCUACUUCAACUUAACCAUGAAAUUAGAACAGUGCAGGCAACUAAUGAUUAUGAUAACCUAAAGGUGUAUUUGUACUUCUCAAGACCUGUUUUGAAUUCAUCCGUAGAGAUUCUGAAUUCUCUCAGCACAAGUCAGGGUGCAUUUCUUCCAAUCCAUGGGGAAGACCUUAGGAAACGCAGAUUUGGCUUUCAGGUUUCAAAUAUAUCUAGCAUUGCGGUAGUUACAAUAAGGCUUGACGCAAGUUCUAUAGUAAGCAGACAAGGGACCCCGGUUUCCCCAAUUGCGCCAGUUACUUUUCUUUUUGAUUCUGAUAGGCCCGCUGUCAGAUUGAGUACAACAUCUAGCUCAAGGACAAAAGAACAUAGUAUUCCAAUAUGGAUCAAGUUCAUGAAACCUGUAUUUGGCUUCAAUUCCUCUUUCAUAUCAAUCUCUGGAGGACAACUACUGAGCUUUAGUGAGAUAAGCAGAAGCACAUAUAUUGUGGAGAUACAACACGUUGAUGACAUUUUAUCUGUCAAGGUUCCUGAAAAUGUAAUUGUGGAUGUUGCUGGAAACAAAAAUCUCGCAUCUAAUGUUCUCAAAGUGAGGCACUAUUCUGUACCUAUUAUAUCUUCCGUCAUUUCUACAUUUGCAACUGCUUCUUUUGUGGCUACAUCUUUUACUGCUGGGCUACUGACAAUUUCAACUGCGAGCCUUCAAUCUGUGGGAGCGUUUUCAAGAUCAUCUUGUCCUUUGACAUCUGAUCCUGCAAGAAUACUAUUUCGGAGCGCUUGCCACAUUCAGGUUUUUGCUUUAUCCAGAUGGUUGGCAGUCACUUUGCCAAUUGAUUAUUAUGAAUUUGUAAGAGGUUUGGAGUGGAGUAUACCUUACUUUAGUCUACCAUGGGAAUCUGAGAAUACUCUUCCAGUCAUGAUAGGCUCAAGUUCUUCAGGUUUUCAUUCCUCUGUUUCAAAGGUACAAGAUUUAGGAACUCUAGAAGACAAGAAUUUGCGUACAGAUGCUUCAGUGUAUGGAUCGCCGCUUACUCCUAUGGAUUAUAGAUCUUUUUUUGAGAGCCAAAACUUUAAACCAGAAGCAGAGUACAUUUUGGGUCUGGAGCAUUCAAAUGGGUGGAGGUAUUUCAGAAGAAGCAUGUUCUGGCUAGCUGUAAUUAGUGGCUGUUUGAUGCUCCUUCACGCUCUACUCCUUUUAAUUCUGAAAUUCAAAAGGAAAACAUCUGAAAAGCAGAGAGGUUAUGGAGCACUCACAUUCCCAAGAUUUGAGAUAUUUCUCAUAGUUCUUUCACUUCCUUGUACUUGUAUGGUCUCCACUGCUAUAAUUCAAGGAGGAACACCGUUGGGGUUCAUUGUCGGGAUUCUACUGUUGGGUACUGUAUUCUUGUUAUCGCUGGCCUUGCUUUUGUUCCUCUCCUUUGGUAUUACACUUGGGAAGCUUCUCCAAUACAAGGAACUGCAUCAGGAGGGAGAGAUAUUUCACUGGUAUCAAGAAAUUGUCCGAAUAAUUUUGGGUCCUGGUAAAAGAGGGCAGUGGACAUGGAAAAACCAAACCAACUCUGUUUAUCUAACUAUGUUAGGCCCCCUGUUUGAAGAUUUAAGAGGCCCUCCUAAGUACAUGCUCACACAGAUUUCUAGUGGAAAUUCCAGAAACCGAGGUGAUCGUAUCAUUGCCUCUGAUGAUGAAAACGAAGAUUCAGAAGCGCCUUUUAUUCAGAAGCUAUUUGGAAUACUUAGAAUAUACUACACACUGCUUGAGCUGGUGAAACGAGUUUCUCUGGGUAUUGUGGCUGGUGCCUUCCUAAAUAGGUCUUCUAAAGUGCCAACACUUGCCUUAUUAUGCAUUUCCUCUUUUCAGCUCUUCUUUCUUCUUCUCAAGAAGCCUUUUAUCAAGAAAAAAGUUCAAAUGGUUGAGAUUAUAUCGGUUUCAUGUGAAGUAGGUUUAUUUGCUACUUGUUUUGUUCUCCUGGAGAAGGAGGUUUCAGGCCAAGAUGAGACCAGAGUUGGAAUGUUUAUGAUUAUACUCUUCCUACUCGGAUUUUUUUCACAAAUGAUAAAUGAAUGGUAUGCUUUGUAUAGGCAGACAGUGCAGUUGGAUCCUGCUCAGAAGUCUUUUUUGGCUGGCUUGAAACUGUCUUCAAUUGGGUUUCUCCUGUUUUUCAUUCCACAAAAACUGAUAGGAUGCCUUGAAAGAAAAGUUCCAGUGAAUAUGGAUGGAGAAGCUUCAAAUACCAGUCCUCCUGCUGACAGGUGCAGAAGUUCUGGGAGUAGGAGUUCCGGGUCGACUGAUAAACCAUGGAUGAAGCAACUGAGAGAACUGGCAAAGGCGGGUUUUUCUAAAGAUGGGAAUGGAAAUCCGAGUGAUCCUUCGAGCAGUCGUGCUAGAUGGAGUGGGAUCUGGUCUGCAAAAAGGAGUGGGAGCUCAUCUGUAAAAACUUCUUCAGAUUUCAAGCCAAAAUCCAAGGCCUUAGACAGAGAUUUGGAAGCCAUUUUUGCAUCCAAGUGAGAUGACACCAUUUUAGGACAAUAAACUAUUUCACUUAUUGAUGGUUAUAAAGCUGCUAUACAUUUUGGGACAAAAUUACUACUCUUACGACAAGUUUUAAGAUCUUACUUUAGUUCUUGUGGCUGGUAGAUGUCAGCACAACUUGUACUCUUGAACACCUGUCUGGUAUUAUUCUAUACAAAAGCAGUUUCUUGUA